AUGGGUCGUCGAAGACAAAGAGAAAGCGUUUGGAUUCAGUGCGUCGCGUUGCUUUGUUUAUUUGACUGGUCUGCAGCGCAGAUCUCUUACUCCGUUUCAGAGGAGGUGGACAAAGGCACGUUUGUGGGGAAUCUCGCUAAGGAUUUGAACCUUAAUGUACACGAACUGGAGUCGAGGGGUCUAAGGAUUGUAUCGGGACAUAGCAAGAGAUAUUUUGAUGCGAAUCUGAAAACAGGAGUACUGUUCGUUAACGAGAGAAUAGACAGAGAGGAGCUUUGUCCGAAUACGGUAAAGUGUUCGGUAAACAUACAGGCCAUAUUGAGCCAUCCUACGCAGCUCCACCGCAUUGAGGUUAAUAUUUUAGACGUUAAUGACAAUGCACCAUCUUUCCUUGAAAAAUUAUAUUCAUUCAACAUUUCUGAAUCAUCAUCCACAGACGAGCGAUAUCUUUUACCGAUAGCAAUCGAUUCAGACACGGGCAGUAACUCGGUAAAGAGCUACAAGCUGAGCCCGAAUGAACACUUCUCCCUAGAUGUACAGAACGGUGGAGAGCAGAGUGUGUCUGCUGAGUUAGUGCUGCAGAAAGCUUUAGACCGAGAGAAACAGCCUGUGAUCCAGCUCACACUGACCGCUGUAGAUGGAGGAAAACCUCCACGAUCUGGGACAUUGCUGAUAAUAGUGAACGUAAUUGAUGCCAAUGAUAAUUCACCCACGUUCAGUAAGCCGCUGUACAUGGUUCGCGUUAAUGAAAAUGUUCCGUUCGGAACUAAGGUGGUUCAGCUAAAUGCCACAGAUGUAGAUGAGGGAGUCAACGGUAAAGUUGUAUAUUCCUUUAUCAAACGUGGUAACGUGAACCCCUCUGAUAUGUUUGAUAUAAAUUCAGACACUGGAGCAAUCACAGUUAAGGGAAAUGUGAAUUAUGAGGAAAGUCCUGCAUAUGAAAUUCGUGUGCAGGCGACAGACCAAGGCGCAUCACCCCGUAGUGCACACGGGAAACUAUUAGUGGAAGUAAUUGAUUUGAAUGACAAUUUCCCAGAAAUACAUGUGACGUCACUCAUGAGCCCCGUGAAAGAGGAUGCUGAGAUAGGGACAGUGGUCGCCUUGGUGACAGUCACAGAUAAAGAUGGUGGUAAAAAUGGCCUCAUUAACAGUAAACUUGUUGGGCCAGUGCCCUUUAAAUUGAAAUUGAAUUAUAAAAACGAUUAUUCAUUAGUGGUUGAUGGGCCUCUUGACAGAGAGAGUGCUACUCAGUAUAAUGUCACCAUCAAAGCUACGGAUGAAGGGACUCCGCCUCUCUCCAGCACCAGAGUUAUUACUGUAGACGUUUCUGAUGUGAAUGACAACGCUCCUCGCUUCUCAGAAUCAAUUAUUAAUGUUUAUGUGAAAGAGAACAGUCCGGUAGGUGACGUCAUUUAUAAGAUGUCUUCUUUUGAUCCAGAUUCAGAUGAAAAUGCAAAGAUGACGUAUUCAUUAUUAGAUAAAAGUGUUUCAAUAUCAUCAGCUGUAAAUAUAAACUCAGAAACAGGAGAUAUAGUCAGUCUUCAGUCUUUUAACUAUGAGGAGAUAAAAAAGUUCCAGUUUAAAGUUCAGGCUACAGACUCUGGUGUUCCUCCGCUCAGCAGCAACGUGACUGUGAACGUUUUUAUUCUGGAUGAGAAUGACAACAGUCCUGGGAUUCUCGCGCCCUAUUCUGAUCACGGCACCGUUAACUCUGAGAACAUUCCCUAUUCUGCUGAAGCGGGCUACUUUGUGGCCAAGAUCAGGGCUGUAGACUCCGACUCUGGCUACAAUGCGCUGCUUUCUUAUCACAUCUCUGAGCCCAAGGGAACCAGCCUCUUCCGAAUCGGAACCAGCACAGGGGAACUAAGGACUAAGAGGCGAAUGAGUGACAGUGACCUGAAAAUUCACCCGUUGGUCGUGUUGGUUUCUGAUAACGGAGAACCCUCACUGUCAGCGACUGUGUCUAUUGACGUAGUGGUGGUUGAAAGUACAGGUGAAAUCCAGACUGAAUCCAGAAACGUACCAAGAAAGGAGGAGAGCUUCUCUGAUUUAAACUUGUAUUUGCUGAUCGCCAUUGCCUCGGUGUCAGUGAUAUUUUUAUUGAGCGUCAUUAGUUUAAUUGCUGUAGAAUGCUACAAUACAGACGACAGUUUCAGAAGGUACGGCGCCCCAGUGAUCACCACACACCCUGACGGGAGCUGGUCUUACUCUAAAUCUACUCAGCAGUAUGACGUGUGUUUCAGUUCAGACACACUGAAGAGUGACGUAGUGGUUUUCCCCGCACCGUAUCCACCUGCAGAGGCAGAACUGAUCAGUAUUAAUGGAAAUGACACGUUUGACAGGACUCAAACAUUACCCAACCAAGACAAGAACAUGACCAUCUGA
Messenger RNA from Salvelinus namaycush (lake trout), 2385 nucleotides. Its product is annotated as protocadherin alpha-4-like. The transcript is spliced from 2 exons. The record is from RefSeq and is a predicted model, not a curated record. The coding region runs from base 1 to 2385 and encodes 794 amino acids. Gene Ontology annotation, biological process: homophilic cell-cell adhesion. Gene Ontology annotation, cellular component: plasma membrane. Gene Ontology annotation, molecular function: calcium ion binding. NCBI's taxonomy places the organism in Eukaryota, Metazoa, Chordata, Actinopteri, Salmoniformes, Salmonidae.